Molecule: messenger RNA, 1622 nt
Organism: Pyrus x bretschneideri (Chinese white pear)
Lineage: Eukaryota; Viridiplantae; Streptophyta; Magnoliopsida; Rosales; Rosaceae
Product: phosphatidylinositol N-acetylglucosaminyltransferase subunit C
Exons: 7
Coding region: 605-1516 (303 amino acids)
Biological process (GO): GPI anchor biosynthetic process
Cellular component (GO): membrane; glycosylphosphatidylinositol-N-acetylglucosaminyltransferase (GPI-GnT) complex
Source: RefSeq, a predicted model, not a curated record
UAUUUCUGGUUGGCGGAAGGAAACGAAGUGAACAUUGCGAAACUGAGAAUCCCAACUCAGCGCCAACCUAGACAGACUUGUUCAUUUCUGACGAGAUUUUCCCGGUGGAGAUGCAUUCAUCCACAACCAACACUCCGACUUUUCCUCUCUAAAGAAAGAAGCAGACAAAUGAAUUGAAAUAGAUUGUGAUACAUAAAGAGGCGACCCUGAGCCAACAAGGCUCCCACUUUGUUGUUUUGGUGGGGGGAUAACGUCUAUCGUCCUUGCAAAGAGGUUGUUUCCAUGACUCGAACCCAUGACCUUGGGUUACAAAGAAGCUACCUUUCCGUUGUGCCAAGGUAAGUGAGCCAAAGAAGUGGUCAUUCUUCUGGUUUGAAGAACGUACUCAUCUAUCCUUGGGACCCAACAAAUGUACCAAUAAAUUCAAAAAUGCCCAAGAAGCAGGAGCUCAAAGACAAAAAUAGAAAACAAAAAGCCAUUGGGAAAUAGGAAGUCUUUUAUGGGGAUAUCACAAAUUUAACAAUAACAUUUGUAAGUGAGCCAAAGAAGUGGCCAUUCUUCUGGUUCGAAGAACGUACUCAUCUAUCCUUGGGACCCAACAAAUAUGGGAAAGAAGAACAAGAAGCUCAAGGGUGCUGAAAAUGUUGAAACUAGGUCACGAGCUGCAACCAUAUGGAAUGAUCAAAGGGCAGGUAUAUUCUGUGACUUGUGUAUUAAGGAGGUUCAGGCAGGACAUUGUUCCCGCACUCACUUUAACAAACUUGGAUGGCAAAGUUUGGUUGAGAACUUCAGUAAAGAGACGGGAAAAGAGUGUGACAUCGUACAACUGAAAAAGAAGUGGGAUUCACUUAAAGUUGAAUGGAAAAUGUGGAAGGAGCUGAUUGGAAAGGAAUCUGGUCUGGGGUGGAAUUCCGCCAAGAAUACCAUUGAUGCAUCCAAGGAAUGGUGGCAUGGUAAAAUUCAGCUGCAUUGUGAUUAUGCGAAAUUUCGAAACAAGGGCAUUAAUCCAGAGUUGGAGGAGAAGCUAGAUAGGAUGUUCAUGAACACCACAAUCAACAGGGAUAAUGUCAUUACACUCAAAGGUAGUGGCAAUGCAGAUCAGGCAAUCCCAAUUGUGAUGACCCAAGCCAUAAAAAGGUCAUCAGGGAGGGGGAAACGAAGAAAAGUUGAAGAACCUGAGACUCAAGUUAGAAGGAAAGGAAAGGUAAAAGUUGUCGCUGUAGGUAGGGGGAAGGUGAGAGGUGCUGCAAAAUUGUCACAACAGAAUGACCAACCUGCGGAGUCAGUUGACAGUAGUAGUUCUGUAACACCGAUAUCACAGGGUGGUCCACAUGGCAGUAGCAUUGCCGAAGUGAUGCAAGCAGUUGGAGCUUUACCCGGGGUAGAGACCGGGAGCGAAUUGUGGUUCUUUACAACUCAGUUAUUCCUGUCUGAAGGCAAGAGAGAGAUGUUCGCAUGCAUGAAAGAUCCCGGCAUUAAGCUCCAUUGGCUUAAUUAUGAAUAUGCUGCAAAAUAAGCCGGAUGUAUUUAUAUUAUGAAGUAUGAACAUUGUCAUAUUACGUUGUUAAGAUUACGACCUAAGGCGAGUGGCUGUUAUCUGGAGAACUACCAUACGUUUGGUU